Messenger RNA from Sodiomyces alkalinus F11, 1119 nucleotides. RefSeq lists its product as hypothetical. NCBI's taxonomy places the organism in Eukaryota, Fungi, Ascomycota, Sordariomycetes, Glomerellales, Plectosphaerellaceae. The transcript has a single exon. The coding region runs from base 142 to 993 and encodes 283 amino acids. Gene Ontology annotation, cellular component: mitochondrial large ribosomal subunit. Gene Ontology annotation, molecular function: structural constituent of ribosome. The record is from RefSeq and is a predicted model, not a curated record.
CACCCGAGCUCGACACGACGGGCUGCAGCGUUACAAACAACAGCCAAUUCGUCUCUUGAGUCCCGAGCUUCGUCAAUUGAAGGACUCAGUAUCCCUCCGUCCGAUGCAACUAUCAUAACGACGCACUUGCAACCUCUCAACAUGCGGCACCUCACCCCCCAGAGGGGCACCGCCGCCUCGCUCCGCACCCUCACAUCAACCCUGACAAGACUCUCCGUCUCGUCACAACAUCACCAACAAACCCCUCAAGCACCACCACCAUCCCUCACCAGCCGUCCCUUCUCAACAACACCCGCCCCACAAACAAAGACCAUCAACCUCCGGCGCAUCCCCAAGGACCCCGUGCCCCCCUACCCCUACGGCGACCGUCUCCUCUACAAGCAAUCCAACAACGGCCUCUACGGCACCGCCACCAUCCGGCACGGCAACAACAUCUCCUCGGACAACAAAGUCAAGAGCCCGCGCACCUGGCGCCCCAACAUCCACCGCAAGCGCCUCUGGUCCGCCGCCCUGGGCGCCUGGGUCCGCGCCAAGCUCUCCAUGCGCGUCCUCCGCACCAUCCGCCGUGAGGGGGGCGGCAUCGACGCCUACGUCCUCAAGUCCAAGCCCGCGCGCCUCCGCGAGCUCGGCCCCGGCGGCUGGCGCCUCCGUUGGCUCGUCAUGCAGACCGCCGCCGUCCGCGCCCGCUUCGACCACGACCGCGCCCGCCUCGGCCUCCCGCCCCUGCCCGGCUCGCCCGCCGACAACGAGGACCUCGUCAAGGUCAUGCUGGAUUACGCUACCCCGGGCCCGCUGAGCGCCGCGAGCAGGGAGAUCCUCGCCCGCAGGGCUGCGCAGGUCCAGGCUAUGGAGGCCGCUGCGAGGGAGGCGGCCGAGGUGGAGUUUGCGUUGGGCGAGGAGGCUGAGGUUCCUGAUGAGAUGCUCGCUGAGGAUCUUGUGGAUGAGGUUGUUCUGAAGGAUGUGGAGGAGCAGUCGAAGGAUAAGAAGCCGUAGAUCACGGCUCUCUAGGCUGUAUGUGUAUCAUAUGUAUAAGAGUUCGAAUUGUCAAACUGUAUCACCUUGACGAGAUAUAGUGUACAUGUACACUCACGGACCGUGCGUCCUCCAAUAUUUGGGGGG